Messenger RNA from Rhagoletis zephyria (snowberry fruit fly), 2698 nucleotides. RefSeq lists its product as uncharacterized. Lineage: Eukaryota; Metazoa; Arthropoda; Insecta; Diptera; Tephritidae. The record is from RefSeq and is a predicted model, not a curated record.
UUGCGGAUAAAUGGAUUCGCCACAAUCCGUGGCUUAAUUCUUUGACUCAAAACUUAAUAACAUUUAAAGUAUAAAUAAGUAAAUAACGAAAACAAGAAAAAACAAUGACAGACCCAACUUUAACUAUCACUCACGAGCAACUAAAAUCACUUAUAGAAUCUGUGCGGUUAAACAUUCAAGCAAGCGCCAACGCUGCCGCUCCAGCCACCGUCCAAACCAAGGGCAGCUUCUCGAACUGUAGCAGCCAUUUCCGUGGCCAACGUGACCAUGAGGCCGUCGAAGAGUUCAUCAACUCCAUCGUAACUUAUAAAGAAAUUGAAUCUAUAAGCGACGAAGAUGCGCUUAAAGGGCUCUCUUUACUACUACAAGGGCUUGCGUCCACUUGGUGGCAAGGCGUGCGCAAAGAAGCGAAAACUUGGGCGGACGCCAUUGCAUUGAUACGCGAUAACUUCUCGCCCACCAAGCCGGCCUACCAAAUCUACUUAGAGAUCUUUGGAAAACGGCAAGACGAACGCGUGGCAAUAGACACUUUCAUUUGCCAGAAGCGCGCUCUACUCGCACAACUGCCUGAGGGACGUCACGACGAGCAAACCGAAUUGGAUUUGGUCUAUGGCCUGCUGAACAUCAAAUAUCGAAAGCAUAUUCAGCGCCAAGAUGUUCGGACGUUUCGCGAGUUGCUGGAGAAGGGACGAAUAAUUGAAUUCAAUAAAUUGGAAAUUGACGUCGCUCAAUCUAAUUUGGCGCGAGGACUAAAACGCACAAAACGCUGCACCUACUGUAAUUUCCGGGGGCACAGUUUUGAAGAGUGCCGCAAGCACAAAGCAAGCGAAAACAAAGAAAUUCCUACAGUACAAACAGACGCAGCACGUCCCGAAUUCACUAACCGAGACUGAUUGUCGCACAACUAAACAACUCGUCCUUGGAUCUUCAAAACGGAGCAGAAAGCAUUCGUGCAGCCAGCAGUUCGCUAACCGCCGCAACAGAAAUUUAUUUAAAUUAAUUAAGUUGUAACAGUUUUCUUAGCUUAAAUACGUAUUGUGUACAAGUUAUUGUGUAAGUUAAGUACAUUUCCGUAACUCAUUCAGCCUAUCCCGACGUCCGAGGUGUUUCGCACUUCCUACAAAUCUAAUUGAAAUUUUUUUCUUCGCAGCGCAAAGUGUCCAACUGCACCUUUCGAGUGCUUUGAAUACUUUGCUCGACUGCAGUGAUAUUUCUAUUGGAAGAGCGGGAAGAAAAGAGACACCUGGGAUACACCAACAUCACACCCAAACUAUUCAUCCGCAAACCCAGACACACGCUGUGCCAAGCACGGCUUCAGAUGGCUACGCACGCCAGCAAUGGAGUUUCUUCAUUGCCAAUUUGCAUUUUUUCUUCUGCAGAUCAUUGGAAUUUUGCAAUGAAAAUCACCAGAAGAACAUUUGCAACGAGUCACCACAGCAGAUAUUGGAAUUCGUCCGGCUCAACAUUUUUUGUGUGCAUAAAUUUCUUUCGUCGUGUCGUCAUUCAAAAUUACUACUUUUUCUUGGGUCCAUUUUAAGUGGCGUCGUGGUUGCACGUCAAGCAGCUGGCAUCUUCAGUUGAGGCUGGCAACUGCUUGACGUGUAACUACGUGAUUUGGCUUUGGAUAAUCAAGGAAAAGUAGUUUUUUUUAUAAUGUUUUCGAAACUGACGAAAGAAAUUUUGUACGAAAUGUUGGGCUUAGAGGCGAAUUCAAUAGCUGUAAGUGACUCAUAAUCGGCCGCAUUUGAGUUCGGACGCUGUGAGCUAAAAGAUAUUCACUACAACAAAUCCGCGAGCCAACCUUUCUAAAGGCUAUUCUGGAUUUUCUAAAAUUAAAGAUAUCUUCAAGCAUCGGCGUCUGCGCUUCCAUGAGGCCACAUCUAUCCGUCGCACAUCAGUAAAGCUGUUGCCUACAGCGUGUGUAUGUAUAUUUUGUCGUGCCUCUACAUUUUGGACACGCCUGUGCCAUUGGGAGACUGUAUUUCUCCAGCGCUGCGCUGUAGUAUACGUCUUUUCGGAGUCACACACUGCGCCCGAGCGCCCACUUUUGUUGUCCCUUUUGGCACGGGCAUGUCCAAUUGUAUAGGCAGGGGGGAAGUAGAUAUGCACCUUUAGGCAGAGCACUUACUAUGCGACAUAAUAUACAUAUACAGAGGCAACUCAAUGUGCGCCUCCUCCUCAAGUUCAAUAAUUGUACAACGAUGGCUAUGCGGUCGCCAUUCGUACAGCUGGCACGCCAAACUGACGUCGUUCUGUUUCACAGCGGCGUCGGAUGUGUGGCACGCUCGCGUAUUAAAAAUACGUUUCCUUUGGUUUUCGAUUCGUCACGGCAUUUGCCUCCGGAAAUGUUGUGACUGUCUUGAACCCACUGUUCAUCACAGCUCCGCAUGUACUAUUCCCUCAGUAUUCGAUAGCGCCUGACCUGACCAAGCUUUCGUACACCGAUAACGCCAACCACAGUCUGGAGGAGCUGGCUCCGAAUUCGGUAACGAUUGGUCAUCGAAUAUAUAUUCAAUUUAAGAAGCGAACAUAUUGGCUUUGAAUAUUUGGCAUCGAGUACUGGGGGAAUUCGCAUGGGGAGUUCUAAUGAACAAAUGAAAUCUAUAAACUAUCUAACUCUACCAACAACCAAACCAAAAUGCAAACCUAAAAAAAAACACAAAAAACCAAAAAAAAAACACAAAAAACAAAACCCCAA